Molecule: messenger RNA, 740 nt
Organism: Phalaenopsis equestris
Lineage: Eukaryota; Viridiplantae; Streptophyta; Magnoliopsida; Asparagales; Orchidaceae
Product: proteasome assembly chaperone 4
Biological process (GO): proteasome assembly
Source: RefSeq, a predicted model, not a curated record
UGUCGCGAAAUGCAUCCUUGACCUCCAGUUCGAGCUCAAGCUUGCGACUCCUUGGAACCUAGAAGUUGCCAUACAGCCCCAGCUGAUACAAUUUUGCUUCAGUUCUGUACCGCGACUCAAAAUCCUAGCCCUUGCGACAUCGCUGCUUGGGAUUUAGCCAUCGCCUCUGCUAUCACCCUUGCCGUCGCCUUCGCCGUCGCCGUCGCCGCCUCCGUGACCAUCAUACUCGCUCUCGAGACCACCACCUGCUCGGAAUUCGCCGCUGAACCCGCCUCUAUUGCUUGCCAAAGCCUCCCCCUCGCCGUUCGAUAAAAUUUUAUAUUCCCCCUCAGGCUAUAUAAAAUUAGGGCAUGGAAACAAACGAUUUAGAUGCGAAACUCUCAGAGUUAGAUGCUUGUGGGGAACCACAGGCAAAUGGAAAUUCCAAGGCAAGUGUUGGUGCUCUAACUGAUGAUGUACAAAUCACAUGCUUCACGGAGGACUUGCAUGAUGCCACUCUUCAUUUUCAAAUCAUACGUUUCUCCAAACAAAUCUAUGCAUGGAUUGGAUGCAACUCUGCCAAAUUUGGGCAUUUAUAUGCUGCUGCACCCACUCGAUCUAGCAAUUCUGUAAGCAUUACAUCUUUGCUCAAGGGAAAUGCUCAGAACACUGGAUCGAGCAUGGCACACCGGCUCGUAUUAAAGACAGGCCUCAGUGUAGUUCUUGCAUGCAAUAUUCCAAAGGACAGCCCAGUUCUUGAG